GCUGAGAGCUCCUCCCGCCUGUUGCGCUGUUUCUUGGCGUCUCUUUACAUCAGUCUUAAGCCUCCUGGGUGACUGGUCCUCCUUUAAAGCUGACGUGUCUUCUAUCCGCUGUUCUUAUUGGUUCGUCAUUUAUGAGGAGCACGCGGCGUUCGGAGGAGUAAUGGCCGUGCCUAGGCUGCCUGCGCCCCUCAUUCUUCUUCUGUGGGCUGUGAGGGCGUCGGACGGGCAGGCGGACAACAGGACAGAGGGGACAAUUCUCGAGACCUCGCCUUUCCCCUCACAAGCCCAGCAGAUGCUCGACAUGUCCUACACGCCAGAACCACUCGAGGCCCACAAGGAGUCCUUCCCGGGGCGCGUGUCUGCCACGGACCCCUACAUCGACCCUGCCACGGCCACAAAGGUGCGGGCGUACGCUGGCACCACGGCCUUCAUCCCCUGCAUCGUCAACAACCUCGGACAGCGCUCGGUGUCAUGGGUGCGGCACCACGACAUACAUGUGCUGACGGUGGGCCGCUUCACCUUCACCAAUGACGACAGGUUUGAGGUGCACCACGACGACGGCAGCAACGAGUGGCUACUGCGGCUCAGGUCCCCGACUACCAAUGAUUCGGGGACGUACGAGUGCCAGAUCAACACGAAGCCGACCAUCACGCAGCUCAUCAACCUGGUGGUGCUAGAGCCGCGCGCAGUGAUCACGGCGGGUAGCGAGCUGUACCUGGACAGAGGGUCGACACUCCGCCUCACCUGCCAGGUGCGCGACGCCCCGAGCCCCUCAGAGUUCCUCCUCUGGUAUCACGAACAGAAGCAGGUAGCCAACUACGAGGUGGAGAAGGUGGAGGUGAGCGUCGGGGCGGACGACAACGGCACCACCGUCAGCACCCUCACGCUAGAGGACGCACAGGUGCACAACUCUGGCCUGUACACCUGCAGCCCCUCCAACGCCAAGCCCUCCUCCAUCAGGGUCCACGUACUGAGCGGCGAGCACCCCGCGGCCAUGCAGACCAACUCCUCGCCGUGCCUGAUGUGUCCGAGGAGCUCCUCCUCCUCUUCCUCCUUCCUCUACUGGCGGGGGAACUUGUCUUCAUCCCUUCUCCCUUUCUUCAUGCUGCUCUUGGCCCUCCUGGCUUCCCCCUUCAGGCCCCUUCAGCAGGCACUCCUCCUGGCACUGCUGGUCUCAAGUGCCGCGCUGCAGCAGGCGUCUUGAUGAGGCGGAGGAGGUGAGGGGAGGUGAGGGGGGGAGUGAAACAACUCCUCUUACAACCGAGUGCAUCACGCACAGUCUUGCAGAAACCUUCCCCCGAGAAGCACCAGUUGACACCCUGAUACACCUCUGUACACUCCUACCACCCGUCUCAUUACACUCCACGGCACACCCAGCCUCGGGGUACACACGUGCGUGGCAUCAGAUCACGUAUAUGGUGCCUCAGGUGCACCGACCUGUGCACCCACGAGCUCGGGUGUUGGCUCAAGACUGUCACGUCUCCAGGGGUCGUUCUUUCCCCCACUUCUGUCCCUGUCACUCGUCUUCAACUCAGCAAGUCUUUCUGGUUUCUUUAUUUCAUCUUGCCAUCGUUGUUCUAUACUUAGAACUUGUUCAAUCUGUAGUAAACACGAGACAGCCAGCAAAAUCCUGCACCGAUACGUGUUUGCUUGUGGAGGCAAACACAGGAAAUAGAUUUCUGAGGCGAAAUGAAAAUGUUUUUUAGGUCACGAAGUGUUAAUAGUUUUUCAAGAAAAAGUUUUUUCAUACUGAUAUUGUAAAUGUUUUUUUUAUUUUCUUAGAAAAAGAAAAAAAAAUCACCUUUAUACAAAAAAAAAAUACUCGAAGAUAAAAGAUAAAGAAAAAAAUGGAUGCACCGGAUGAAGCAUCUUUCCUGGGAGUCCCAAACCCACUUACCGGACUCCGCGGCGUGCCCGGCGUGUGGAAGGGACCGCCGCUCGAGGGGCUGCCCGGCGCGGAGGUCAUGGCGUCGAUAGCCCACCGACUCGCACACCCACGCACACACAAAACUUUUUUACAGAUUGUCAGCCCUGCCCUGCCACCAUCUUGCUCAGUGUGUGUGUGUGUGUGUGUGUGUGUGUGUGUGUGUGCAUGCUCGCGUGCAGUGGUGUGAAGACUGGUGCUGGGUGGCGGGUGCUGUAUCAGUGUCAGGGUGUCGUCCGAGGCGUCCCUUAAUGACCCUUCACACACAGCAGACGCACUUUUGUCCUCCAUACAAGUUCGUUAAGGACAAGGCUUACUUUUUGGCUUCGAGCAGAUUUUAUUUAGUUUCAUUUUUCAUGUUAAUGGAGACAGGCCAAGCGAAAAUUAAAACGUUACGAAAAACUGCCCACAAAUGAGUGUCAAAUUGCAGGACAUGGAGAGCCAGCUGGAUGUGGAAGGACGAAAUUGAACAGCCAAACUGGUAAAGGUAAUGUUGAAGGCAUACAGAACCCAUUAACCUUCGAUACAGGGCAAGUGUGACAUCCAGGAUAAAACUAUUCAUCUUCCCAAGGUUUCCCAAGAUCAGGGGUUUUAAACCUGGGGCAAAUUACCCCAAGUGGGGUAAUUUGGUCUUUUUUUGUGGGAAGUGGAGGAGACAGAGGGCAAUCAAGAAAAAAAUAAGCAAAACCAUACCCAUUGUGUUAGGCUUCAAAUUUGGACAGGCUGAAUAUGUCCUUUUCUCUCCUAUUUUUAUCCAGCUAUUUAGCUCUGCCUAAUAUACCACAUACAAAUUUAUUAAUAAGUUUUCAAAAUAUGGGUGCUAAAAUGUAAUUGUGGAAGAAACAUGAGCAAUGAAGGGUAACGAGUGACGGGAGAUGUGGAAAAUGGGGUAACGAUUAAGUAAUGGUUGGAAACCCCUGCCCUGGAUUAUCGGUCAACUGGAAUGGGAAGAUAAACAACUGGGUCGGCUGCACACCGACUGUCCAGGCCGGGAUCGAACUCCAGCACACGCAUUCGUGGCUAAUUGUGCAAACCAGUGUACCAGUGAGGGGCUACAUAGGGAAGGGUGAAAUAAAACGUACGCACUUUCUUCCAAAGUUUCCGACUGAAAUGAAAAAAAAAAACCUCCCUUCAGUGAAAGUUACCUGCCGAGUGGCUCCUGGGAAUGGAAACUGCCUAGCGACGGUCAAUACACGGUUCGAUGCGCCAAAAAAUUAACUGUUUAAUUGCAAAUGAUCAAAUUUCUCUCGUUGGGUACCGAUAAAUAAAGCCGAGAAUGAAAAUCUUUGAGGUUAAAAAUGUAAGGUUUUAAGCGUCAAAAUAAAAUAAAAAACACUCGAUUGGAAACGCGUUCACUAAUUGGAAAAAAGAGCACCUGAGGACAGGCUUCCUAGGAUGAAAUUGAAGCCUUGUAUUUUUCUGUCUCUCUUUGUCAUCACUCUCAACCUUCUGUUCUCUCCUUAAAUACUUCCUUCCUCCUGAGUUCUCUGCUUGUAAUGAGAAACGACGCAUAUAACUUUACAUUGACUUUUGUGUUCGUAUUUUUCUUUCUCUUUUAUAUUUAUUUUGCGUUUCCUUGUCAUUAACCUUCAGCAAUCCAACAACCUGUCCCUCCUUCUAUCCUGUGUCUGUCUUUCCUGUUGUAAAUAGGAAAACGGUUGGAGGUCACAAAAAUAGUUUUAAUAUUCCAAUUAUCUAGACUUUCUGUCCUCACGUUUAUCUUCCUUUUACUUCCCUCCUGUUUCUCAUUCUCAUUAUUCCUUACCAUCCUUCACACAUAGAUCGUUACUUCUUUCCCUCUGUGCUCACUUGCUGGUAAGGAGAAGCCGGUGGGAAGUCACGUAAAUGCCUCAUCGACUUUCUUAACUUCACUCACUCUUCUCUCGUUCCUCUUCACCACCCCGGCCCCGACACACUCAAGCCGUGGAGACCUUCGUGUGAGCCCUGAGCCACCCCCUCCCUCCCCUGGCGCCCCUGUACAUACAUUCCUACCAUUCAACGCGUCACGCUGUACACAACGCAGCCCAUGUGUGUCUCUUACUCUCGCUUCUUGCCUGGAUUAUACUUUGAAUGUUUCACUAAUAAAAACACCA
This is a messenger RNA of Eriocheir sinensis (Chinese mitten crab), 4017 nucleotides long. RefSeq names its product zwei Ig domain protein zig-8-like. The transcript is spliced from 8 exons. Gene Ontology annotation, biological process: synapse organization. Gene Ontology annotation, cellular component: neuron projection membrane. The coding region runs from base 161 to 1204 and encodes 347 amino acids. The record is from RefSeq and is a predicted model, not a curated record. Lineage: Eukaryota; Metazoa; Arthropoda; Malacostraca; Decapoda; Varunidae.